ACCGGUGGAGCACAGACUCUGAAGCUGACUGGACUCAUUUUGGAGCUUUCAAAUAAUCUGGAGAGGACCUUCAAUUUCAGGAAAGGACUUCCUUCCUGUUGGAUUAGUUUGGCUUUAGUUUGUUUAGAUUUUGAGUGGCAGCAUCUUGGACUAUAAGGUUCUAAAACUUGGACAUUCUCUGUCCUGUUGGACUUUUGCCCUUUUAUAUUCACUGCUAUACUGGCAUUGUAUCCCCUUGUUAAUGCUGACGUUGAUGGGCGAUCCUCAGAAAAGUGGAGGUGAAGUGGUAACCAUGUGGAUCCCGACCCCCAGCAUGACUCUCCCUCAGCGGGUGGUGCUGUAUGGGACGUGUGUGGUGGCGUUGAUGAACUCUGUGGGCUUCCUGGUGCUCUUGGUCCAGCAGAAUCAGCAACGCGUCUUGCUAGAGCAGACAGGCUUAAAGCUGACAGAGGUGGAGCAGAGCUCGCUGGUGGAGUUCCUCCAGGAGGUGCCGAGAGGAGCGGCGGGGAUGCGGGCGAGCGCGGGGGAACAUCCGCAAUACCAGUACUCCAGGAAUAAGAGAAGCGAAGAGCUGGAGAAGAAUCUAAAGCAGGAGAUGCAGGAGCUUCACCAGGAGGAGGGACAGGAGGUCAGCCAGGAGGUCAGCCAGGAGGUGGGAGAGGAAGCAGAGAAGAAGAUGAAGAAUGAGAUGAAGCACAAGCACCGACACGGCCAGAGUUACCACAAGGCACACUUUCAGGAUGACAUGAUGAUGAUGAUGACGUACUCCAUGGUCCCGAUCAAAUUGUUGAUCGACAUUUGCAACAGCACCAAGGGAGUCUGCAUCGCCGGACCACCAGGACCGCCUGGUUUGCCCGGUGUGGAUGGUAUGCCCGGCCACAAUGGGACUGAUGGCAUCCCCGGACUGAAUGGACUGCCCGGGGCUGAUGGGAAAAGAGGAAAAAAAGGUGAGAAAGGAGAAGCAGGUGAAAAAGGAGAGCAAGGAGAGGCUGGUUUGCCUGGAGAGAAGGGACAACCGUCCAAUGACGUCAUUAUUGAGGGCCCCCCUGGCCCUCCAGGUCCUCCUGGGGCCCCAGGACCUCCUGGCCCUCAGGGGCCUCAAAGAACAAGGCACCACAGAGCCAACCUUCAGGCUGCUCAUACCCUGGGGCUGUUACACGCAAUUCCAAAUGAUGAAACUUCAUCUGCGAAGGAGGCUGCGAAACAACAUGAGAAGCCUGCUAAGAAGAUCGAGUGCCUGAUUAAGUCUCUGAUCAACCCCAGGAAUGUGUCAAAGAUGGAGAGCACAUUUGGCACGUGGAUGAAAGACACAUCUCAGAUGAAUGAUGAGCAAAUUUGGGUGGCAGAACACUUUUCUGGUCGUGUGGUGAAGGGGUAUAAAAGCAUUGCCUCCCUCCAGAACGGCAGUAGCGAAAUUGUGGAUGUGAGAAAGUUCUACCAAGGCUGCGGCCACACUGUUCACAACGGCUCCUUCUAUUAUCACAUCGCUGGUACUUCCAGCAUUGCCAGAUUUGACUUUCACACCAAGAGGCUUCACACUCUCACUAUAGACAACGCUUUGUACCACAACCUCUCCUACCUGCUCCACAACUCCAAGACCUACUUCAAACUGGCGGCAGAUGAGAACGGCUUGUGGCUGAUCUUCGCCUCCAGCGUGGAUGAGGGCAUCAUGGUGGCCCAGCUGGACCAGAAGACCUUCUCCGUCACGUCCUACAUAAACACCACCUACCCCCGCACCAAGGCCGGCAACGCCUUCAUCGCCUGCGGUGUUCUGUAUGUCACAGACACCAAGGACACCCGAGUCACCUUUGCUUUUGACCUGCUGCAGGGAAAGCCGGUCAAUGUGACCUUUGACCUGAGGUCUCCAGGUGGUGUGCUGGCGAUGCUCUCCUACAGCCCGAAGGACAGACACCUGUAUGUGUGGGACAACAGCUACGUCAGGCUCUUCGUGGUUCACUUCAUCUCUGAUGAGUGAAAAACAUAGUGUCUGAACAUGACAGACAACACGCAGACAUGACUGUUAAAUAGUGAGAGCGAAAUGCCUGCUGACUCCACUCCACUUUAUCUCCCUUUAGAACAUUCCUGUUAGUAAUCGGUUGUUUAAAUUUCAGUUUCAGUUAAAGGGGACAUGUUAUGAAAUGUGGGUAUCUGGAGUGCCACCAACACACAAGCUGUGAAAUACGACAACGUUGUCAGUUUUUUUUGUGAAAACAUGGGAUUCAAGCAGCCAUUCAGAUAUGGCUCUCCUUCCUCCUUCACAAGCAGGGUCUUUAGAAUAUAUCAUCCUCAUCUGAGUAUCUCCACCCACAACUUGUCUUUACAAAGGGGCAUCAUAUUUUUCUCGCAAGAAAAUCAGAGCAGACUGGGCUUUUUGUGGAGGGGGUCUUAAAGAGACAGGCGACAAGCGGAGCGUUACAGGCAGACAGGCAGACAGGUGAAUACAGCUAUGUUCAGACAGACAGUAGAAAAAUAAAGAUUCUUUUUUAUAUUAAAGCAUGUAAACAUAUUCUAGUAGAAACCCAGAAUAUAAGUGACCUGAAAAUAAACAUAUGUCCCCUUUAAGGAAAUCUGUUUUUGGUUAAUAAUUAUUGUGAUAUUGUCAAAACUCUAUUUAUAAAAUGUGUAUCCUAUUUGAAAUGUACAUGUGAGAUUUUGGAUUUACUAACAGUGUGACAAUUUUUUUUUUGCAUUUUGUAUCAAGCAGUUUAUAAUUUACACAAAUUGAAUUUAUAACUCGUCCUUGUGGCCGUCUGUGUUGUAAGUCGUUACAUUAUUUAAUGUAUAUGCAUGACAAUUAUAUUUGAUGUAUUUUUUUUUAUAGAUGCACGUUAUCCCGCUGGAUAUUCUGUACAUAUAGACAAUCCACCUGCUUUUGCUAAUUCCUCUUGACAUAAAAUCAAAAAACAACAGCGCCAAAUCACCCUGAUGAAAUAAAAAGAAUUUAUUCACUUUACAAAGGUAAAACUCUGACCAUGACCUGUUCUCUCAGUCCUCCAGGCUCAAGUGCCCUUGUAAGUGUCUACCCAUGAUAUUGGCUUCUUUUGCAUUAUUACAUGCACACACACAUACACACCAGUAGGACCAUUGGUAAAACACUUAAGCUACAUACAGUACACAUAGUGGGUCGAAAGAGGGAGAGAAACACAAAUCUCUUUAAUAAAUACCAUAGA
Messenger RNA from Cottoperca gobio, 3170 nucleotides. It is a transcript of the gene gldn, whose product is annotated as gliomedin. Gene Ontology annotation, cellular component: cell surface. Gene Ontology annotation, biological process: signal transduction. The record is from RefSeq and is a predicted model, not a curated record. Lineage: Eukaryota; Metazoa; Chordata; Actinopteri; Perciformes; Bovichtidae.